UGUAUCUGGCAGAGUUUGGCUAUCUCCUUAUGCAGAGCUGAAACAAUCACAGAUUUGGGCAAGUAUAUCUGACAGCUGCAGGAGAGGUCCCAGGUCCUAAUCCAGGAUGUUGUGACCACCCUUUUCCCUGCCAUAUUAGGCAUGACACUAUCUUUCUAUCCAGCUUUUUUCCAUCCACUCCCCUCUUUGCUAAAGCCAUCUUGAGCAGUCUCCUCUGUUUGCUAAGGCUACCCUGCCCAGCCAACCCUGCUCAGACUCCCCUCUUCACCAAAGCCACCCUGCUCAGCCUCUUCUCUUUGCUAAGACAACUCUGCCCAGUCUCCCCUCUUUGCUGAGGCCACCCUGCCCUGCCUGCCCAUACUCCCCCUUUAGCCAAGGCCACCCUGCCCAGCCUUGCCUCUUUGCUGAGAUGACUCUGCCCAGCCUCCCCACUUUGCUCAGGAGGGGGACGCAUGCGCUAGGUGGAUCACACCAAAACAAGGUAAAUAUUUAAUCAGCAUAUAUCCUGGAUAACAACAUGGGAUUUCCAGUUCAUUUCUCUUUAUCGGUCACGGGCCGGUGCAUGAUGGACUACAGAAACAUGUCUGACUUGGAGAAGAAUACUACAUGGCUGUAUGGCAUCAUCACUCUGUGAAUGAAGGAGCAUAAUGGACACUUUAAACCCCCCCGACUUCAAUCAGAACGAACUUCUGUGCUAUGAGUCCAUCAACGGAUCUUGCUGGAGGAUUUCCCGACCACCGUACGUCCAAAUCUCCAUGUUUUUCUGCAUGGCAAUUACCAUCAUGAUGACUGUGAUUGGAAACAUAUUCGUUAUCAUUUCAAUUGCACACUUCAAGCAGCUUCACACACCAACCAACCACUUAAUCCUCUCCCUGGCCAUGUGUGACUUUCUGCUAGGUAUUUUUGUGAUGCCUUUAAGCUCCAUGAGAUCAGUGUACAGCUGCUGGUUUCUCUCGGACUUUAUGUGUAAGGUACACACAGGAAUGGACAUCAUGUUGAGCACUGCGUCUAUUUUCCACCUCACGUGUGUGUCAGCAGAGCGGUUUUGUGCCGUGUGCAGCCCGUUGACGUAUCGUUCACGUUUCCGUUCUGCCACGGUGCUGCUUCUGGUCUCAGCGAGCUGGGUCUUUUCUGCAGCAUUCGCCUAUGCCAUGGUGUUUGGAGAACUCAACCUUAAAGGCAGUGAAGAUUUUUACGAGUCCAACAUGCGCUGUGUGGGGGGCUGUCAUGUCUUUUUCAGCCACGGCUCAGCCGUGGUCACCUCCAUGGUCUCGUUUUUCAUCCCUGGCUUAAUCAUUUUUGCGAUCUAUUCCAGGAUUUAUAUCGUUGCAAGAAGCCAAGCAAGAUCCAUCAACAUUUUGGCCAAUCAGCUCAGAAUGCACAGUCCCAAACCUGGAGUGUUCAGGUACCGAACGAGGAAAGGUACAAUGACUCUUGCCAUCGUGGUCGGAGUUUUCCUCAUCUGUUGGACUCCAUUUUUCCUCUGCAACAUCAUUGAUCCAUUUGUUGAUUACACCAUCUCACCAGUUUUAAUUGAUGCUCUGGUUUGGUUUGGAUAUUUGAACUCUGCACUGAAUCCCUUCAUUUAUGCAUUUUUGUACCCCUGGUUUAGAAAGGCUUUAAAGAUCAUUGUCAGUGGAAAGGUGUUUCAAAGGAACAGCUGCAGAUUUCAGCUGUACUCGUGAUUAAAACACCAAGACUUUUGGGAGAAAAAAACGAUUCUGUAUGUGCUUCUCCACUGAUACUGCCUUGUGCAUUUUAUUCCUUCUUCUUCUUUUUACCACAGAGAACACUGGUUCUGUUUAUUCAUUAGGAAACCAUGGUGUCAGGACAUGUGGCAUGUAUGCACUGUUACAUGCUAAAAAGUUCAGUUCAGUUGCUGGUGUAAAAACAUUUGGUUCAAAUCAAAGCUCCAAACUACUUGAAAAAUAAAUAACUAGAAAUAAAUGGAGCAAAAGUGAUGGAGAAUCUGUACCUAUGUAUGUAAUCAUCCUUUUGUAAAUGAGAUCUCUGUUACCAGGUGUUUUAUUUUUUGAUUAGUCCAAUAGUUGGAUAUAUUUUAGAUAAUCAUGAAGUGAAUAAUGUUUUUAUUAUAUAGUGUAUUUAUUUUCAGUACAUUUCCAUAAAACUGUAUGAAUACUUUUACAUGGUUGAAGUUCAUGGAUAAAGAAACAGUGCAA
Silurus meridionalis is the source of this 2180-nucleotide messenger RNA. It is a transcript of the gene taar1b, whose product is annotated as trace amine associated receptor 1b. The record is from RefSeq and is a predicted model, not a curated record. Gene Ontology annotation, biological process: adenylate cyclase-activating adrenergic receptor signaling pathway. Bases 648 to 1685 code for a protein of 345 amino acids. Gene Ontology annotation, molecular function: trace-amine receptor activity. NCBI's taxonomy places the organism in Eukaryota, Metazoa, Chordata, Actinopteri, Siluriformes, Siluridae. The transcript is spliced from 3 exons. Gene Ontology annotation, cellular component: membrane.